AUGCAGGCUGAGAAAGGCGCCGUGUCGGAGGAUGGGCCGGCUGAGAAAGGCCCUGUCUCCUUCUUUGAUCCCGCGCUGGGAGAGCUUCGAAAGCGCGUGUACCUGGAGUGGGCGCGGACAGUGCUCAUUCUCUGUCUUUUCGUCCUCUGCGUUCUGUCGCUGUUUUGGGGAUCUCAGUUCACCACCGAAGAAAAAUUGGAGACCCUGAACGUGUGGGUCGUGGACUUUGACGGGAAAGUUGACCCUUACAAGACCAGUGACCCCUUUGUUGGUCCGAUCAUCACAGAUGUCGCGCAGAAAUACACCGAUUCCAACGGCCUGCACUUGGGCUACCACAUCAAGGCUGCCUCCGAGUUCGACUAUGAUCCUAUCGCCGUCCGCCAGGCCGUGUACGACGAGCACGCCUAUGCCGCCAUCAUCGUGAACCCAAACGCGACGGUCCUCCUGCGCGAUGCCAUCUCGACCCGGAAUACUACCUAUGACCCUACGGGCGCUGCGCAGACCAUUGUUAUCUCAGCCCGAGACCAGAACACCUACUACUCCCUACAUCCUGCCCGACCUGAAUAUCCUCCAGACCCAAAUCCAAGCUACCUUCGGCCCACACUUUCACCACCUAUGACCUGCGUCCCCUUCUACCCGGCCGUCGCCGCGCCCGCGGUGACAAUUGGCCUGAUCUACCUGAUCAUUAUUGCGUUCUUCACUUUCCCCUUCUUAAUGCCCAUCCAUUCCCAGUUUAUGAAGGCAGAUGGCCACCCUCCACUCAAUGUUCCCCACUGGCUUAUCUGGCGGAUCGUGUCGAACAUCACGGCAUAUUUCUUUCUGUCGUUCUUCUACUCGCUGGUCUCACUGGCCUUCGAGAUCCCGUUUUCCAAUCCGCCUGCCCCGGACGUCAUUCCCGCCGAGAAUGCCAAUGCCUACCACCGUGGCUCGUUCGUCGUUUUCUGGAUGCUCAAUUGGGUCGGUAUGACGGCGUUGGGGUUUCCGUGCGAGAACAUGGCUAUGAUCCUGGGUAUGCCGUGGAGUUCGCUGUUCUUGAUCUUCUGGGUGAUCUCGAAUGUCGCUACGGGAUUUUAUCCACUGGACUUGGCCCCGGGUUUCUAUCGCUGGGGCUAUGCGUGGCCGUUGCAUAGGAUUGUUGAGGCGCUGCGCACGAUUUUAUUCGGAACCCAUUCUCGAAUUGGCCUCGACUUUGGUGUCCUGUUUGCUUGGAUCGCUGUCUCGUUGGCCUUUUACCCCGUCGCCACUUUCAUCAUGCGCUGGAAAAUGAAGCGAGGCUUGUAA
Molecule: messenger RNA, 1281 nt
Organism: Penicillium chermesinum
Lineage: Eukaryota; Fungi; Ascomycota; Eurotiomycetes; Eurotiales; Aspergillaceae
Product: SNG1 family protein
Exons: 4
Coding region: 1-1281 (426 amino acids)
Cellular component (GO): membrane
Source: RefSeq, a predicted model, not a curated record